This is a messenger RNA of Panicum hallii, 594 nucleotides long. RefSeq names its product probable CCR4-associated factor 1 homolog 11. Gene Ontology annotation, molecular function: poly(A)-specific ribonuclease activity; nucleic acid binding. The transcript is spliced from 2 exons. The record is from RefSeq and is a predicted model, not a curated record. Lineage: Eukaryota; Viridiplantae; Streptophyta; Magnoliopsida; Poales; Poaceae. Gene Ontology annotation, cellular component: P-body; CCR4-NOT core complex; CCR4-NOT complex. Bases 1 to 594 code for a protein of 197 amino acids.
AUGCUCUCCAGGAACGCCAGCGCCGCUCCAGCCACGUUCCCGCUCGCACCUCCGCUGCCACCGCCGCGUGUAGUUCAGCCGCUGCCACCGCCGCCGGCCGCCCCGUACAACAAGUACAACCACGCCGUGGCGGCACCCGUGCUCGGUGUCCAGAUCAGAUCGGUCACGGCGGCGAACUACGAAGCGGAGCUGGACGCCAUCGGCUCCUUGCUCGCGAGGUACCCCUUCGUCGCCAUCGACACGGAGUACCCGGGCACCGUCCACCGCCCGCCCCCCGGGAGAAGCGAGGCCCAGCUCGCCCCGCCCGAGCGGUACGCGCUCCUCAAGGCGAACGUCGACGAGCUGCCCGCCGUGCAGCUCGGGCUCAAGCUCUGCGACGACAGCGACGGCGGCCGCCCGCUCGAGGUCGCGUGGGAGGUGACCUUCUCGGACUUCGACGCCCGCCGCGACCGCCACGCCCCGGAGUCCGUCGCGUUCCUGCGGUCGCGCGGCGUCGACUUCGACCAGUCCCGCGCGCGCGGCGUGGCCUCCGCGGCGUUCGCGGCCAAGCUCGCCGCCGUCCAGUCGUCGACGCUGCGGGGCGAGCUGACGUGA